UCCUGGUCAGUGGCAGUAGCUCAUCCCACUGCAUUUACUUAGAAUGAAAUUCGGAUCACUGAGUAGUUCAUUUUCAUUUUCACAACAAUUUCAUCAACGAUUAAUAUGAAGCUACUGUCAAAAAGCGGAAACCAGCAGACUUCAGACAUUUUUGUAUAAUACCACCGGCUGGAAGGACCGUGCAGAAGAUGGAAAUAUCUGCUUAAUCUGAAGAAAUAUCAGAGGUUUGAUCUCCAAUUUGACCAGACAAUGAAAAAGAAACCUGGAUGUUUAGAGAUCCUCAGAACAUCCAGAGAAGGAUGUAAGGGCCUCUGAGGUAAAGAUAAAGGAGAGGAAGAAGCUGUUUAAGAUCCCUGUUUUAAAGGAGAAAUGUCAGCCUAUCAAUCACUUGGGAAAACCAUGCGGGGCGAGAUGGAUGGGAGGAAGCAGAGAGGAGGAGACGCUGUAACCUUCUAUGCAGCUGCAGAUGAUGGCAGGAGAUCGGAACUCAGAAUCAUCCUCGUUGGUAAAACUGGAGCUGGGAAAAGUGCAACAGGAAACUCCAUCCUUGGCGAGAGAAAGUUUGAGUCGAAACUCAUGGCAAAGUCCGUAACUUUGACUUGUGAAAAAGGACAAAGGAGCUGGAAUGGGAGGGAGCUUGUGGUUAUUGACACACCUGCCAUUUUUGACGGAAAGGUUUGUGAGACAGUAACUCAUAGAGAGAUUGUUUAUUGUAUCGCACUCUCUGCCCCUGGCCCCCAUGCUCUGCUGCUGGUCACCCAGCUGGGCCGUUACACUGCAGAAGACAGGGAAGCAGUGAAGCGAGUAGAGGAGAUUUUUGGAGUUGAAGCCAUGAGGCACAUGAUUGUCCUGUUCACUCGUAAAGAGGAUUUAGGGGUUGGUUCACUGUGUGACUACGUGAGACACUCAGAUAAUAAAGAUCUUAAGGGGCUGAUUCAGAAGUGUGGGAACCGAUAUUGUGCGUUCAAUAACAAAGCAACUGGAGCAGAACAGUCUGAACAGGUUUCUGACCUGAUUGAAAUGAUCCAGGGAAUGGUUCAGGAGAAUGGGGGAAGCUAUUAUGUCAGUCAGAUGUAUUUGGAACCUAAUUUAACUGAACAAAAAGUGAGAUAUCUUAUUGGAAUAAAUAAAAGAACCAGGGCGAACUCUCUUUUUACAAAGCAUAGGAAAGUUAUUUUGGGCUUUGGGGUUGCUGCAUUUGUUCUUAUUAUUGUAUUUCUCCUGAUCUACCUCAUCGCUAACAGUCAUUAAUAAAGUCUCGUUACAACCUAA
Messenger RNA from Trachemys scripta elegans, 1272 nucleotides. Its product is annotated as GTPase IMAP family member 2-like. The coding region runs from base 370 to 1251 and encodes 293 amino acids. The transcript is spliced from 5 exons. Gene Ontology annotation, molecular function: GTP binding. The record is from RefSeq and is a predicted model, not a curated record. Lineage: Eukaryota; Metazoa; Chordata; Testudines; Emydidae.